Messenger RNA from Cuscuta campestris, 1257 nucleotides. The record is from the annotation of a GenBank genome assembly. NCBI's taxonomy places the organism in Eukaryota, Viridiplantae, Streptophyta, Magnoliopsida, Solanales, Convolvulaceae.
AUUAACACGAAGCAAAAGAAGUUUACUCAAGGGAUAAAUUUAAGAAAGUGUUUUCACUUAUCAUUUAUCAAUCUCUCAAUUCCCUCCUUACAAAAAGCCUUUUAAAAAAGAAAUUAUACAACUCUUUUUUUUGAAGCCAUGGCUCAAGAGGAAACCAAAGUAAAAAUGCUUUAUCAAGUUUGGGAGGGAAAUAAUAAAUUCUUAUUUGAAGGAAGAUUGAUAUUUGGUCCAGAAAAAACUCUCUCCGUCUUCAUCUGCCGUAUAUUUUGAUUGUUCAGAGCCCCGAGCAGCUCCCAAAUCAAGGAGAACAACACCAGUAGUCUAACAGAAGGAAGAGAAGAGAUGAGCAGCAUAGGCACUGGCUACGAUCUAUCGGUGACGACGUUCUCGCCGGACGGCAGAGUUUUCCAGAUCGAGUACGCCGCAAAGGCCGUUGACAACAGCGGCACGGUCAUCGGCAUCAAAUGCAAGGAUGGAAUCGUGUUGGGUGUUGAGAAGCUGAUUGCUUCGAAGAUGAUGUUGCCCGGAUCCAAUCGGCGAAUUCAUUCUGUUCAUCGCCACUCCGGCAUGGCUGUUGCUGGAUUAGCUGCAGAUGGGAGGCAAAUUGUUGCACGAGCAAAAUCCGAAGCAACCAACUAUGAAAAGGUCUAUGGUGAACCUAUUCCAGUGAAGGAACUUGCCGAACGAAUUGCUAGUUACGUGCAUUUAUGUACACUUUAUUGGUGGCUCAGACCUUUUGGUUGUGGGGUGAUUCUUGCGGGAUAUGAUAGAGAAGGUCCACAGUUGUACAUGGUUGAACCUUCUGGUGUAUCUUAUAGGUAUUUUGGUGCUGCUAUUGGGAAAGGCAGGCAGGCUGCCAAGACUGAAAUUGAGAAAUUGAACCUCUCCGAAAUGACAUGCCGGCAAGGAGUUAUUGAGGUAGCCAAGAUAAUUUACGGCGUACAUGACGAGGCAAAGGACAAGGCCUUUGAAUUGGAAAUGAGCUGGGUAUGCGACGAGUCAGGUUGCCAACAUCAAAAGGUGCCAGAGGAUCUGCUAGAAGAAGCCAAGAACGCAGCCAAAGUUGCACUUGAAGAAAUGGAUGCUGAUUAAUUAAGUUGUAUCACUUUUUUUAUUGUACUCUUGUUUGACCUUUACUCCUUAUGAAAAAACACUAGCAUUUGUUUUUAUAUAAGAACACUAGCAACUCUGGUUUUCUAUUGAACCAUUUUGUACUCCACCCUUUUUUCCCCUUGCAAUCAGUGGCACUUAUUAUUA